Messenger RNA from Suillus paluster, 1997 nucleotides. RefSeq names its product P-loop containing nucleoside triphosphate hydrolase protein. The coding region runs from base 364 to 1812 and encodes 482 amino acids. Gene Ontology annotation, molecular function: GTP binding. Gene Ontology annotation, cellular component: cytoplasm. The record is from RefSeq and is a predicted model, not a curated record. Gene Ontology annotation, biological process: tRNA methylation; tRNA wobble uridine modification. The transcript has 4 exons. NCBI's taxonomy places the organism in Eukaryota, Fungi, Basidiomycota, Agaricomycetes, Boletales, Suillaceae.
CAAUACAUAUUGGUGAGGAAUACCUAAGAGAGAUGAAAGCAGGAAGCGAGCUGAGUGGCCGCGCAAUGGUUCUACCCAUGAGGGUUCAAUUUCCGGCUUAGCCUAGUCCCUAAGAAGGGCCCUGCAAAUUGCAAUACACAGCCCUGUUGCAUAGGCAGCAUGGUACUCGCUCACUACGAUCCUAGCGCCUUUCUAUCUCACAUGUAUGGUCCAUGGAACAUGCUGAAUCUAUAUGUCUUGUGUAUCUGGUAUCUCGAUGUACGGUCUCUUGUUUUAAAGAACCGGGAGAUACAUGCGCGAGCACGCAAGUCGAGACGUACUAGUACCUUUCACUUUCGUGUCUCGAGUUGAGGCAUCUUUACAAUGUCGACUUCCCACACCGCAGAGACAAUUGUUUCCAGUUCCAACUACAUUGCCGUCAGGAAAGACACAUCCGAUUACAAUGUUGUCAUUUUCGGAGAAGCUGGAGCUGGUAAAAGCUCCUUGGUCAAUUUGAUCGCUGGGACGGAUACGGCGCAGACUUCCCGUGAUGCUAGAGGAUGUACAACUGAAACCAACGCGUACGACAUUUUGAUUCGGAACGAGACGUUGAAGGUAAAGCUAUUCGAUACAGCCGGUCUUGAUGAGGGCUCUGGAGGUGCAGUCCCCGAUAAGAAAGCUCGACAAGUUUUGAAGAAGCUCCUUCGAACUUUGAUGAAGCAAGGUGGCAUUCAUCUCAUCAUGUACUGUGUACGGGGUGAGAGAGUGACUUGGGCACUCUCCCGUAACUACACGUUAAUCCGCUCUCAAGUUAAGAAGAAAGUUCCGAUUGUCCUUGUCGUCACAGGUUUGGAAAACUAUGAACCAGACAUGGAAAAAUGGUGGAGGGAUAACGAGCGAAGCAUCUCGAACCUUGGGAUGACCUUUGCUGGCCAUGCAUGUGUCACCACGGCGACAAUCCAGGAGAAUGCAGGAUCUGAGCUCAUGGAGCGCCGCAACCAGUCAUACCACGUUGUCUGCAACCUCAUCAAGCAGACGAUUACAAGGACCAAGCAUAAAAAUAUCAUAGUCUUUGGGGAGACGGGGACAGGGAAGAGCUCACUCGUCAACCUCAUGGCGGGUCAGGACAUAGCAGUCACAUCUCCUGAUGCGCAACGCUGCACGACGCACUGGCAAGACUAUACCAUCGAAUUUGAUGGCGAGUCUUAUAAUGUAUUCGAUACCGCUGGACUCGAGGAACCACAGCUGGGACUCGCACAGUACCUUGAAACUGUCUUGGAUGCCUAUAAGCUCGUCCAAAGUUUGGAGCGACAGGGCGGCAUCGAUCUGGUUCUGUUCUGUAUGCGCGCAGGCAGAGUCACUGCUACGCUUCAGAGCAAUUACCGGCUCUUUCAUGAAUUCCUCUGUGAAAAGAAGGUUCCCAUCGUUAUAGUGGUCACGCACCUUGAAGAUGAAGACAGUGGAAUGGAUGACUGGUGGAAGCGAAACGAGAGAGCCUUCCUUGAAGAGAAGAUCCAUUUUCCUGGUCAUGCGUGCAUCACCACCGCUGAUGGGGGUGGCAGUUACCCACGCCUGUAUAAAGAAUCGCGCGACACGAUCCACGACGUAAUCAAGAAGUUUACUGCCAACGGACUGAAGAAAUCAUGGAUAGGAGGAAACAACCUGUUCGUGUCGUUGAUGCGUAAGCUGAAGGAGCUACUUGUGGGGAAUUUACGUCCGAGGAAGGAUAUCGUCCCUCGCCUCACCAAGAAUUGCGGUAUGUCUCGAGAAGUCGCAGAACAGUUAGCUGAUAUGAUCAAGAGGGACGCGGUAGAAGUAGCUACUAGUACUUGACUUCCUGUGUUCGAUCAUGUGCAUUUUAUUGUCGGUGAAGUGGAUUUCAUUGAGUACCAUACUUCUUAUAUUUAUACAAAUCCAAUGUGCCCGUGUGUGGUGCUCAGCGUGGUUCUGAGCUUGUCUCAAACCGCUCCUAGCUCUAUGCCGGCGUGUUCCUGGCUCCCAGCCUCCCACACAAGCCC